Cygnus atratus (black swan) is the source of this 861-nucleotide messenger RNA. It is a transcript of the gene HAAO, whose product is annotated as 3-hydroxyanthranilate 3,4-dioxygenase. NCBI's taxonomy places the organism in Eukaryota, Metazoa, Chordata, Aves, Anseriformes, Anatidae. The coding region runs from base 1 to 861 and encodes 286 amino acids. The record is from RefSeq and is a predicted model, not a curated record. Gene Ontology annotation, cellular component: cytoplasm. Gene Ontology annotation, molecular function: iron ion binding; 3-hydroxyanthranilate 3,4-dioxygenase activity. Gene Ontology annotation, biological process: 'de novo' NAD+ biosynthetic process from L-tryptophan; quinolinate metabolic process. The transcript is spliced from 10 exons.
AUGGAGCUUCUGGUAAAUGUCAGAAAAUGGAUAGAAGAAAACAAGGCAGCCUUUUUACCUCCUGUGUGCAAUAAACUUAUGCAUCGACAUCAAUUGAAUGUGAUGUUUGUUGGAGGACCAAAUGAAAGGAAGGAUUAUCAUAUUGAAGAAGGAGAAGAGCUUUUUUACCAAGUGAAAGGAGACAUGUGUUUAAAGAUAAUUGAAAAUGGGAAGCAAAAAGACAUUGUCAUCCGAGAAGGGGAGAUGUUUCUCCUACCUGCUAGGAUACCUCAUUCUCCUCAGAGAUACGCAGACACUGUGGGUCUUGUGAUUGAGAGGGAAAGAUUAAAGACAGAAAUUGAUGGGCUCAGGUACUAUGUUGGAGAAUCAACUAAUGUCCUAUUUGAAAAGUGGUUUCACUGUGAAGAUCUUGGCACUCAACUUACACCAAUAAUUCAAGAGUUUUUCAAUUCAAGGCAGUAUAAAACUGGAAAACCAAAUCCAGACGAACUCCUGAAAGAAACGCCUUUCCCACUGAAUUCCACUUCUGUUAUGGAGCCAUUUUCCUUACACGGCUGGUUGAACGACCAUCGCAGAGAAAUAAAACAGAAGCAAUCCUUGAGUAUCUUUGGAGAUAACUUUGAAACAGAGGUUAUAGCUUAUGGACCAGGAACAACUGAAAAAAGUAAAAGUAAUUCAGAUAUCUGGAUGUGGCAGCUGGAGGGUGCAUCUACAGUUACUAUGGAUGGUAAAACCCUGACUCUAACUGCUGGUGACAGCCUGCUUGUCCGUGCCCAAUCUCUGUACUUCUGGAAAAGAGAAGAAGAAUGUGUUGCUCUUUACAUUGCUCAGGAUCCAAAACGCAAGCAGCCUUAUAGUUAG